This is a messenger RNA of Nymphaea colorata (pocket water lily), 5048 nucleotides long. Its product is annotated as pentatricopeptide repeat-containing protein At2g13600. Gene Ontology annotation, molecular function: RNA binding; protein binding. The transcript has 4 exons. Lineage: Eukaryota; Viridiplantae; Streptophyta; Magnoliopsida; Nymphaeales; Nymphaeaceae. The record is from RefSeq and is a predicted model, not a curated record. The coding region runs from base 1156 to 3186 and encodes 676 amino acids. Gene Ontology annotation, biological process: RNA modification.
ACUGGUCGAGCGAAAAACGGGUCUCUGAUUAAUUUGAUUUUUAUGAGCGCUAAUGUGGGCAUCGGAAAUCAAACGUUUUUUAUGGAAAAUUUUUGAACAGCAAUACAAUGCAAGGUUUCUUGGAUUGAGAAGAAAAAAGCUUGAUUGGGCCAUACAAUGUCCGAUUACCGGAAAAGACAGUCGAGAGAAGAGGGAGCCCAAGUCGCAUGCAAAGGCAGAGGAGCGAUGCCGCCUAAAUAUGAAGUUUUCCCCCGCAAAGUGAAAAUCUUAAAUUUGAAUUUGCCCUAUUUGAUUAAACGGCCAAGAAUACGAAAGUAGAAGAUCACCUUCAGAGGCCUGCCCAUCUUGAAUCUCUAGGCCGGAGAGUCUCAUACUCAAAUUUCCUCUUCCGCUGAACUGCAGCCUUGCGUUCAAAGAAUGAAAGCAUUUCUUCGAAAUAUAUUAUGCAUUCACUGGCAAGAACGGCCUUCUUCCACAUAAUCGUUUCUCGCCGGUUUCUUCGAGUUAAAUCAAGUGCAAUCGUGAGCACCAGUUUUUCCUCUAAUUAUUCAGACUGAACAUAUUCAUGAGGUAGAAAACUUCUUUGGAAUUUGAGAACCUGGUGACAUCUGCUGUGAGGGAGAGGGAGCAGUUUGUGUUGUCUCUGAAAUUUCAGAUGGUGGAAUUUGGAAUUUUGGGAUGGUGGUCGAGGGUUCGUGGUGUGGACACCUACCGGCAAUGGAGGAGAGAGAGGGAGGUUAACUUGUCAUUUUCAAGAAAUAACAUUUUUCAUUUAUUAGGGUGGUGUUCUGAGAAUUAGUUAUUUGCUUGAAAAGUUGGACGUUGAUUUCUGGAAGCUCAAAAGGUCGAGACUCGAGAGGGACCUUGAGCGUUUCCAAACUGAAGCGGCUUUUUGUAGUUUUUUCUAAUAAAUGUUUUAAGUUUCUUUUUAUAUAAAAAAUGAAAAGGGCUUUCCUUGUCAGUGGAAGUGCAUGAAAUUUGUAUGUUACAAAAAUUUCGUUGAAGUACGCGCUUAAACAGAGACGUUCUGCUCCUUCCCAACCUUAAGAUGAUGCUGCACCUUCUCGAGGUGAUUGAACGUAAAGAUUCUGUCAUGGACUGAGAGUCCUUCACAACCAAUGAAGCCCCUUCCGUAACUGCUUUGGUUGAACGGAGAUGAUAAUGAUCCCUAAUUCAUCCGUCUUUGCUAAAUUGUUGAACUCUUGCAUCGACAAGAAGUCCGUUAGAAAUGGCUGGAGGGUUCAUGCUCGAAUCAUCAAGUCUCAGUUUUAUGAUGAAGUCUUCAUCCUCAAUCGCCUAAUCGACAUGUAUUCUAAGUGCGGGUGUUUGGAUGACGCACGUCAAGUAUUCGAUAAAAUGCCCGAAAGGAAUACUUUCUCUUGGAAUGCUAUGAUCACUGGAUACGCCAAAAUGGGGGAUAUUGAACAUGCUCUCCAAUUGUUCCAUGAUAUGCCUUCUCCUGAUGAAGUAUCGUGGAAUGCAAUCAUUUCGGGAUUUAGCCUUCAGAGCCAUUGGGUUAAAGCAUUGCAGUUCUUUGCAAAAAUGCAUAGUGAAGGCUUUGGCGUGAAUUUGUUCUCUGUUAGUAGUGCGCUAAGCUCAUGUGCAGGCGUGGGGGCCCUUGAUAUAGGCCUCCAGAUUCAUGGUAGUGUUGUACAUUCACCUGUCUAUUGUAAUUACUAUGUUGGUAGUGCUUUGAUCGACAUGUAUGCAAAGUGUGGUGAGGUGGAGAGUGCACAAUCUAUAUUUGAGGAGAUGCCUGAGCGAAAUAUAGUCUCAUGGAAUACUUUAAUUACGUGUUACGCUCAAAAUGGUCCUGCUGAUAGAGCCUUGCAGUUGUUCUCUCUAAUGAGUGACCAGGAUGUAUGUCCUGAUGAGGUCACACUGUCAAGUGUGGUUAAUGCAUGUUCUUGCUUAUCAGCAGUCAGGGAGGGUGCACAGUUGCAUGCGUUGGUUAUCAAGUCUAAUUUUGAAGAUGAUAUGGUGCUUGGGAAUGCAUUGGUGGAUAUGUACGCCAAGUGCAAUAGGAUCGGAGAUGCUAGACAGGUUUUUGACAGGAUGCCACUGAGAGAUGUUGUAUCGGCUACCUCUUUGGUUUGUGGAUAUGCAAAAGCUGCAAAUAUUGAAGAUGCUCGUAGAACAUUUUCUAGAAUGGCUGAAAGAAACGUGGUGUCAUGGAAUGCCCUUAUUGCUGGUUAUACACAAAAUGACCAAAAUGAAGAAGCUUUGAAUUUGUUCCAACAAUUGAAAAGGGAAUCAUUUAGACCUACUCACUAUACUUUCGGUAAUGUUCUUAAUGCCUGUGCCAAUCUCGCUGAUUUGCAGCAUGGGAAACAACUCCAUGGUCAUGUAAUAAAGCAUGGUUUCCAGUUUAAAUCUGGACCAGAAUGUGAUAUCUUUGUUGGGAACUCGCUGAUUGACAUGUAUGCCAAAUGUGGAUCAGUUGAAGAUGCUUAUCAAGCAUUUGUAAAAAUGAAGGAGCGUGAUCGAGUUUCAUGGAAUGUAAUGAUUGUAGGAUAUGCACAAAAUGGACAUAGUGAUCAAGCCCUUACCCUGUUUAAUGAUAUGGUACUAUCUGGAGAGAAACCUGAUGGCAUAACAAUGAUUGGAGUUUUGUGUGCAUGCAGCCAUACAGGGUUAGUGGAUGAAGGCUGGAAGUAUUUUGAUUCUAUGACUAGUCAACAUGGAUUGAUACCAUCAAGGGAUCAUUAUACUUGCAUGGUUGAUAUACUUGGUCGGGCAGGUCGUCUGGAUGAAGCUGAGCAGCUUGUCAAGACUAUGCCAAUUCCUCCCGAUGCAAUAUUGUGGGGUUCCCUCCUUUCUGCCUGCAAAGUUCAUGGUAAUGUUGAGUUAGGCAAGCGAGUGGCAGAAAAGCUCUUUGAACUGGAUCCUCAAAACUCUGGCCCAUAUGUACUUCUUUCGAACAUAUAUGCAGAAACAGGAAAGUGGCGUGAAGCUAUUAAAAUAAGGAGGCUGAUGAAAGACAGGGGGGUAAUAAAGCAGCCAGGGUGUAGUUGGAUUGAGGUUGGAAACGAAGUUCAUGUGUUCAUGGUAAAAGAUACAUCUCAUCCACAAAUGAAAGAGAUUUAUAGGUUGUUACAAAUGCUUGAAAUGGAAACACGCAACCAUGGAUAUUUUGGUGCUGCAUCAUCUUUUUUGUUUAGCAUAGUUGAGGAGAAUACAGAAUAGUGUGUAAUACGUAUUUACUUCGGCCUUCACUUGCAGUUGCACUUGCUUACAGGAACUUUCGAGAGCAUGUUCACUAUCGCCCAAAUUUGUCACCCUGGUGAUCCCAACGUUCCAAGAGACAUAUAUUUUCUUAUAGAUUUUACAGAAUGAAUGCCUUGUGUUGUCUAAACUUGUGGGUGGAGUUGCAUGCUUGAGGCUAAAGACUUCAUGAGAGAAGUGGUCUUGAUGAUUCAAAUGUAAAACUCUGACCGUUUCUUAAAGAUCACUCAUUGCUUCAAGAGUUCAAGACCUUGGCAGAGGCAGAUGAAUUAGAACUUUCUUAUCCGCAGUUCUCCUCUUCAGGAAGGAAUUCAAUGGUUUUGAUUCUAGGAGGUUGCACCUGCUGGUGUUGAGUGCAGCAAUUAGAUUUUAACCAAUCUGAAGCAUUCCAGAAUGGACAGCACAGGGAAAGGGUUGAGGAGGCUAGGCUUGUUUGGCUGGUUUGAAACAUAGGCACAAAUGUUAUUAUCGGUUUUGAAAAUCUCAUAGUUUUCCUGUGAGGCUUUUAAACACUGACGUCUGCAAAAUACAACUUUUCUCUAUUGAGAGGCCAAGCUCAUGAGCUUGGUCCGUUCUUUUUUUUCUUUUUGAAAAACUGACGUCUGCAAAACACAACUUUUCCCUAUUGAGAGGCCAAGCUCAUGAGCUUGGUCCAUUUUUUUUUUUUUUGAAAAACUUUGUUUAUUCUGAGACUUUAAAAAUGCAGUCCUGCAAAAGCUUUCGAACAUAUCAGUUAUUUUGAAGCAUCACUAUCUUAUCAUAAUAUUCUGUUGUUAGUAACAUUUUCAUGCAUUCUUCCACGUGUACUUAUUAUACAUUUUCUGUGUAUUCUUAAAUUUUGAAAAGUAUUGUUAGUUUGCAGAAAUUUGCAUUCGGAUAACAAAUUUAAUUUUCUUAUGAGAUUUUGGUUUUCACACCAAAAUCUCAAUAAUGUGAUACGCAACUAGUUGGUAUAAUUUUUCCCGGAUAUCCAAGACAGUUUGUGUCAGAAAAGUCUUCGGAACUUCAAAAACUAAAGGUGGCUAGAGCCUCUCUCCCUCACCGCGUUUGAUGGUUGUCUUCAGCUUGAGGUGGGCAGUACCUUAGCCCUCAGGCCCGCCUUCCUCCCCACUUUGAUUCACCAUUUUUCCAGAGGCGGGUGCAUAUGGCAGAGGCAGUUGUAUUCCCUCUUUCCCUUUUUCUUCUUUGAUGGAAUACGGCUUCCUCCUGUUAAAGUAUUUGUCCAGCUAAAGAGGCAGGGCUUUCCGACUUAGACAUUUAGAAAUCAUCGAUUGUGUGCUACCAGAUGUAUGACCAUUCAAUAGUUCUAUUUCUGCCUGGCGAUUCAGUGGCUAACAGCGGCAAGCCCUCGCUCCUUGCUGAGGAAUGGUAGGUUCGACCAUGGCGUAGUGAAGGUGGAGCUCUUUCGCCAGCCAUGACAAGGCACCCGCAUCCCCUUCGUUGUUCUUGACUAGAGGAAGUUGUCUUUCCUGUGGCAGGAGGUGGCAAAGGCGCAGGCCGGCACCUUUCUCUUUUAUGUUUUUUUUUUGCCGUUGGAGAAGUCAUCGCUUGUGAAAGGUAAAUCCUCGGUGCCGAUUCUCUCUCUCUGUCUCACACCGGCCAUCCGACGAGAUGAUACCGCUAAUGCAGGAAAGCUGAAGAGCGUAGAGGGCUGGUGGCCGUUCUGCGGUUCAGAGCGAAGGUUGAUAUCGUCACCCGUCUCUAGGCGGUGUCUUUUUUUUUUUUGUUUUUUCUUUUCAUACAAAGAGAUUUGAAGUUGGAAGUUCAAAAUUGUAACCUUUUUGCCGUUUUUAAUGAAAAGGCGGCGUGUUUUGCGGAACCUG